Messenger RNA from Drosophila innubila, 3820 nucleotides. Its product is annotated as hippocampus abundant transcript 1 protein. NCBI's taxonomy places the organism in Eukaryota, Metazoa, Arthropoda, Insecta, Diptera, Drosophilidae. Gene Ontology annotation, cellular component: membrane. Gene Ontology annotation, biological process: transmembrane transport. The transcript is spliced from 10 exons. Gene Ontology annotation, molecular function: transmembrane transporter activity. The record is from RefSeq and is a predicted model, not a curated record. The coding region runs from base 415 to 2460 and encodes 681 amino acids.
GCGUUUGUGUGUGUAUUUCCCGAAAAGUGCCUGAAACUCAAGAAAAGCGAUCAAAAGUCGUUGAAAAAGUGGAUUUUAUAAUUAGAUGGUUAAUUGUGAAAGCAUAAAUGAUAAAAGUAAAGUGUGACCUGGGCCUGUGAUCUGUGAUCUGCUAUGUUCCUAGCCAUUAUCAUCUGAUUUCUCACGUGUGAAGCACAUGGCAAUGGAAAUUAGUGUGAUAGCUGAGCCAACGAUACUGUGUGCAAUUAGUCGAGCAAAGCGACGGACGUGGACGCGGACGACGGCCAACUGAGUUUGCGAGCCAAACAGCCGAAAGAAGAAGGACAGAGAGAGAGAGAGAGAGAGAGGGAGAGAGGGAAGAAGAAGAAGGCAUCUAAAUAGAGAGAGAGAGAGUGAAAGAGAGGCUCGACAAUCAUGCGGAACGCUCUCAGCAAUGAUAUGCGGCAACCCACAGAGGACAAUGCGGACAGCAGCUUUGAGCUGGAUGAGCAUGAACCGGAACUGGAACCAGUCAAAAGAUUGACCACGGCAACAACCAACAUUAGCAGAAGCAUUGCGACGCAUAUCAAGUAUGAGUCCGAUAUCAGCGAUCACACAGAUACGCAGAGCACGCACAGCAGCAGCUCAACGCCAACGACAGCGGAUGUGGCCGAUGUGGCGGAUGUGGAAACCAUCAACUCAAUGCCCCUCUCGCCGGCCAUCUAUGGACGUGGCGGUCAGCUGGUCAAGCGUCAUCCGUCGUCAACGUCAUCGAGGCAACAGCAGCAGCAGCAUCAAGCCGAUAAUCUUUCCGCUUCGAUAGCCACCAGCAGCCACGAUACGACCAGCGAGAUGCCGGACCAGGAUAAUGUGCCGACGUCAUCACGCUAUGCCGCAACGCAUCCCAGCGCAGCCAUUGCAGCGAUUGCAGAGACUUCCGGCGCACAGGCGGCCACCAGGACAUCCGGCGGCACACAUCGACGCACUCUGUCGGCCACUUCGUAUAUCUCGAUGCGCUCGCAGUUGGGGCCGGCGGGAUCCUCAACACCACCAGAGCCACCGCAGCGCAAUCGUUUCUUUGAGUGGAUUCGCGUCAUCUGUAAGAUGUGCUGCUGCAAGAGUUCGGGAAUCGGCGAGCCAAGUGUUCAUCAUGCGCUGAUUGUGAUAUUUUUAGAGUUCUUUGCGUGGGGUCUGCUAACGAUGCCCAUUAUAUCGACUUUGAAUCGAACUUUUCCGGAUCACACGUUCCUAAUGAACGGCCUGGUCAUGGGCAUUAAGGGCAUAUUAUCAUUCCUAUCGGCGCCAUUGAUUGGCGCACUGUCCGACAUUUGGGGUCGUAAAUUUUUCCUAUUAGUCACAGUAUUUUUCACUUGUAUGCCCAUACCGUUGAUGUGCAUAAAUACAUGGUGGUUUUUUGCCUUGAUCUCAAUUAGCGGCGUUUUCGCCGUCACCUUUUCUGUGGUGUUCGCAUAUGUGGCCGAUGUGACCACGCCGGAGGAGCGUUCCAAGGCGUAUGGCCUGGCUUCGGCCACAUUUGCGGCCAGUCUGGUCAUUUCACCAGCACUUGGCAAUGCUCUAAUGGACAUGUACGGUGAUACAUUGGUUGUGGCUCUAUCCACAGCAAUUGCUGUCUUGGAUGUGUUCUUCAUUCUGGUCGCUGUACCGGAGAGUUUGUCGGAAAAGAUGCGACCAGCAACGUGGGGUGCGCCAAUUAGCUGGGAGCAAGCAGAUCCCUUCAUGGCAUUACGCAAGGUGGGCACAGAUAAGACCGUCUUAAUGCUGUGCUUAACGGUUCUGCUUUCCUAUCUGCCCGAAGCUGGCGAAUAUUCCUGCAUGUUUGUCUAUCUGAAGCUGAAAAUGGGCUUCAACUAUGUUGAGGUUUCCAUUUUCAUAGCUGUCGUUGGCAUUCUCAGCAUCACAGUACAAGUUACGCUUGGCUCGUUCAUGAAAGUACUUGGCGCCAAGCGCACAAUCAUUAUGGGCCUAGCCCUUGAGUUAAUUCAACUGCUUUGGUAUGGUUUAGGUAGUCAAAAAUGGAUGAUGUGGUCAGCUGGAGUUGUAGCUGCCCUAGGAUCUGUUACCUAUCCAGCCAUAAGUGCAUUUGUAUCACUUUAUGCCGCUCCCGAAAGUCAAGGUGCCGUUCAGGGAAUGAUCACCGGCAUGCGAGGGCUAUGCAAUGGCCUGGGACCAGCGGUUUUUGGCGUCAUCUUCUAUUUGUUUAAUGUUGAUUUAAAUGAUUUACAGAGCAGUCACACAAGUGUUGAAAAAAUUCAACAUCAUGUGCCGGGACCUCCAUUUGUCUUCGGUGCACUGUGUGUCUUCUGUGCCAUUGUCGUGGCUGCUUUCAUUCCCGAGGGCCAGCAACAGACAUUGGAAAAGAAACGUGCCUCGCUUGAUGUACAGUACGAGAUCGAAACUGGCCACAAGGUGCCCAGUUCUCUGGCGCCUCUCAUACGCUCCGAUUCGCUGGCGCAGCUGUAGUUCGAUAUGACCACGCCCAUGACUACGCCUACGCCUGCGCCCACAACCACAACCACGCCCAUACCAAUGUCACACAACUGCAAAACAGCUGGUGUCUAUACAAUUUAGUAACUGUAACAAAUGCUGUAUCUAGUUUUUGCUUUAGUUUAACUGCAACUACAUCAACCCCAGCGCUAAGUUAGGAUUAUAUUAUUUACAACAAAGAUGCUGUUAUUAAUUUCCUUGCCGCGUGUGAUUUGCUAUUUAACAAUUCUAUAUUGUACAACCAACUGUAAUUGUGCAAGACCUCAGAGUUAUUAAUAUAUAUAUGUAAUUUAUAAUUUUUUUUAGUUAGCUACAAUCAAUUUGUCGUACUUGCCUGGCCUUUUAUUAAUUAAUUUUCAGUUCAAUUAUGUAACAUCACAGGAACAAGUGUUAAGCAUUUAACACCCUUUUUUUAUAUAUCAACAAAAAAACUGCCAAAUAAACAAAAAAAAUACAAUUCUUAUAAUUUUGUGACAAGUGCAGCACAAGAAAUAUUUUUCGGGUUAUACAAAAAUGUGUUAGGCGGCCACAAACAAUAUCACUUAGAAAUUUAUAUGCAUUGUUUUAUUUGUUAAAAAUCCGCAGCAUUGUCAAGAUCUGUUAUACUUAGAGACAACAAAUUAUUAAUUAGAAUUAACAGUGUAGUAAGCUUUACUUUGCAAAUUUUAGUGAUCUGAGGAACAUAAGAGUCAAACUAUUCGAGUUCAAGAAGUCGCGAAUGAAAUGAGAAUAAUAAAACAAAUUCAGCGUAUUCAAUUUACGCACCGAAUCGUCUGUGCAGCCGAGCUAUAGAUUUUAUUUUGUUAAAAUAAAAUACAAAUUGAAUUAUUGUUUUAAAUUAAUCAAGGCUUAGCGUAAUGAAGCAAGAAACAAGUGCGUGUGUGUAUAGUACUAAGUAGAUGUAAAGUAUUUGCACCUGCAAAGUUUCACAACUUUCGAUAUAAAUAUAUAUUAAUACUAUAGACAUAAAGAAAUAAUAAUAAUGAAAUAAAAAUAUAUGUAUAAAAGUAUAUUUUUGAUUUUGAAAUGCAAUUAAGCAGUUAAUGUAAAACUGAAACCAAAUUUCUAAUGUAAAUUAUAUUUAACAUAGAUUACAAAAUUAAUUGUAUAGCAUACAAGUAUGCUAAAUGCAAGAAACAGACCGUAAAACAUAUAUUUAUUUAAUAAUACCUAAAUGUAUGUACUAACUUUUGACGCAGUGAAAAACAACAACAAUAACACUCAAAGAAAAGAAAAUGAAGCGAAAUGGAAAACCAAACAAGAAUUAUAAUAGUAAAAAAAAAUAAAAUGAAAAUUGUGUAACAAAUAAACAUAUGGUUUGAUGAAAUCCCUUAAA